Messenger RNA from Bursaphelenchus okinawaensis, 2245 nucleotides. NCBI's taxonomy places the organism in Eukaryota, Metazoa, Nematoda, Chromadorea, Rhabditida, Aphelenchoididae. The record is from the annotation of a GenBank genome assembly.
AUGAAGCUAUUUGCGUCUAAGAACUUGGAUACCAUCGAAUAUUCGCCACUUUUGUAUGGAAAAUGGAGUGUUUCGUUCAAUAAUAUUGUGUCUGAAAACGAUUAUCAGUUUGAUUUUGACAAGAACGACGUCAUGGUGUUUUUGCACAUUCAGAAGACAGCCGGAACAUCGUUUGAGAGGUUUCUAGUCAAUCAUCUCAACAUCUCACGACCUUGUUUAUGCAAAACAGAUAACCAAUGUAAUGGUGAGAAGAAGUGUAGGAAAUGCAAAUGUGCCCGACCACGAAGUAGCAAUGAAUACUGGUUGUUUUCUCGAUACUCCACUGGAUGGGUAUGUGGUCUGCACGCAGAUUACACGGAACUUGUAGUAUCGCAUUGUGUGGAUAAGGCAAUGGAUAAGGUGGAAGGUAUGCUUUUUAAAUAAUUUUUUAUAAGUUUAGGUACUUGCGAACUGUUAGUAAAGUGUUUUGAAGUUAUUUACGGUUUUUUAAAUUUUCUUAGCUUGCAUUUAUCGAAAACAAUGGUUUUAGGUACCCACAGACUUCGGCGCUACUACUACACAACUUUUCUAAGGGAUCCAGUAGCUCGUUUUAUAUCAGAAUACCGUCAUGUCGAACGUGGAGCAACUUGGAACAAGUCCAGGCACAUUUGCAACAACCGAGCCCCUCUUCCUGUUGAAUUACCUUGGUGUUAUGAUCCUGAAAUCGGGUGGAAUAAUGUGACAUUGGACGAGUUCCUAUCUUGUCCUUACAAUUUGGCUUUCAAUCGUCAAACGAGAAUGUUGGCUGACUUAACUUUGGUGCAUUGUUAUGAUAUGACCAAGAUGCCGAAAGAGAAACGGGACAGUAUACUGUUGGAAAGUGCUAAAAACACAUUGAGGACGAUGAGCUUCUACGGGUUACAGAAUAGAAUGGCAGAGUCUCAGGAACUCUUUGAGAGAACUUUUAAGUUAAGGUAAGGGUUUUGAUAAGAUUUAUGGAUUAUUAUAUUCCAGGUCAAAAAUAGUAAAAUGUUCUUAUAGAAGUUUUUUAUUUGGUUUAUAAAACAUACUUCAGGUUUACGAAAAGUCUUGCCAAUUGGACUAAAAGCAAAUCAGAUGACACGGUGAUAACACCACUUCAAUUGAACGCCAUAUUAGAAUUGAAUCACUUAGAUGUAGAAUUGUACAAAUUUGCAGAGAAACUCUUUAAAAAACGACUCAAUACAGUUAGGUCGGGUCAAAACAGCUUACAAUAAUGAUCUUCAUUGCUACAACUUGCCAUAAUAUUGUAUAUAGUACUUGUUAAUAAAUUGCUAUUUUAUGUUUGAGGUUCUUAUUUUGGUUUUUUCCAUUAUUAUUAGUUGUUUCUGCUAAAAUAAGUAAUAUCAUAAUAUACUUUACAUCAAAACGUUUGCUUUAUGUAUAUUUUAUGUCAUUAAUUUAAAGUAUAUUAUCUAUAGCAUGCAGAGGAGUCGUCCGGUGGCCAUAUUGGACAAGUCUUUGAGCAAAGGAAAGAAUGAGGUAUGAUAAGUUAUUAAAAAUUUUCAUGUUAAAUAAUUACAAUAACUAUGUAAAAAAAUAAUAGUUUACAUGGUGUUAGUUUGUCGAAAAUUAUGUUUUAGAUCAAUUUGUCGACGUUUGCCUUCCUUUUCGCGGAAAUGGUGAGAUAUGCACAGGGAAAGUCAAAGUCGGUUCAGGAAUUGGAGGACAAUCUGGCGAAGUACGGUAAAUUUGUGGGCGACAGACUUCUGGAUGUGAUAAUGCUACGGGAAAAGGGCUACAAGAGGGACACCAAGUUGGUAAAUGCUCUGAUGUUCAUCAGGAGCACGUUGUGGAAGAGUUUGUUCGGAGAAGAGGCAGAUAAACUAGAAAGGAGCACUGAGAAUCCUUGCCAUUGUAGGUUUUUUGUGUCGCAUAUAUUAUAAUUAGACUUUCAGAUUAUUUGAUUGAGAAAGAAUCUCUGGUUAACACCUACAUAUCACUGCCCAAAGAUAAGGUAUCACUCAAUUGUGCUUCUUUUACUGCUGGUAUUAUAGAAGCGUUUUUAAGUGUAAGUUUUUUUAAAUGUGAUUGUUGUCACAUCUAUUUUAUCAUUUCCAUUGCAAAGAGAGUAAUUUUUGUACUUUUUACGAAUAUUUCUUUGCCUUUUCAGGGUAACAACUUCCCUUGCAAAGUCUCGGCUCACUGGCAUAUGGGCACGGCAUAUUUAAUAGAGUUUGACCAAGAAGUGAUCAACCGAGACAGUAAUCCUAUUGAAAACCGAUAA